AUGCGGAAGCUAUUAUCGCUUUCCUGGGGUCUCUGGUCCGCGGUGCUCGUGGUCGGAGCCCUCAACGAGUCAAUCCGGCCGCUGUCUCUUCCAGCCAGCGGCUAUUGGGAGGGAAAUGAUGGCCAGUGGUCAAAAUUCAAUCUCCAGAUCGGAACUCCUCCCCAGGUCGUUCGACUGAUCACAGGAACCUCCGCCACAGCUGCCAACGUGAUUUGGACUGUCAUUCCUGAAGGAUGUGAGCAAGCGAACCCCGAUCUUGAGAAUUGUGCAUUUGCUCGUGGGGAGAACAAGCUAGGUCUGUCAGCAAAUGCUUACUAUGGCUUCGACACAGUCUCUUUUGGUCUUCCGGGCUCUGGUCUGCCGACACUGGAUAGUCAGGUCAUUGCAGGCAUAGCAACGAAUGACUUCUUCCUUGGAACCGUGCUUGGGACUCUGCGCAAUGCGAACAACAGCCUUGUCCCAAGCACGACUUGGGCGUACACAUCUGGCGCUGUGUACAAGAGCCCACCUGUCUUGGGCAGCGUGACCUUCGGAGGUUACGAUGCCAACAGGAUCAAUCUAAGUGAUUCAAACAGCGUCAGCGUGCCAUUCUGGACAGAUCCAUCACGCGACCUUUUGCUAGGCCUACAGUCCAUUACUUACGACACGCUUGGCAGCACACCACUACUCGUGACUGGCGUAUACGUGUUCCUCGACUCCUUAGUCGCGCAGAUGAAGCCUUUUGGCCUGGAAUGGGAUAACGUCACCGAACUGUACACCGUGAGCGAAGAGACAUUCGACGCUCACUCCGUACUACAACUCAAGCCAGCGAUACUUCCCUCUCAAGCGAGCACAGAACGAACGCAAUAUACUCUCGGUAGGGCAUUCCUGCAGGAAGCAUAUGUCAUCGCCGAUUACGACAGACGCAACUUCACAGUAGGCCAAGCGCUGUUUCCCUCCAUAGACAACAUCGUGCCGAUCCUUCCGCCUGGCGUGUCAACAUCUCGAAAGCCGUCCGGACUCAGCACUGGCGCAAUUGCAGGCAUGGCAGUCGGCGCGGUCGUUGCAUUGGCAGCACCAAAGUACAUUCCUGCCUCGACCGACGAGAAGCCUCCGUUGGAGCAGCUGGACAGCUCCUUUGAGCCAGAUCAAAAGGGCGUGAAUGCGUCGCCUCAUGUUGGAGAGCUUCGAGGCGACAGUCGGUACGGAGGCCACUCUGAGCUUUCGUCUGUGCAUCACAGGUCAGAGCUGGCUACGAAUGCAGGCGACUUGUACGAACUGCCCGGCCACGAUAGAUGUGAGCUUGCGGCAGGUGGCGUGGCUGCUACUGAGCUGGAGACGUCGCACCGAAGGUAG
This is a messenger RNA of Fulvia fulva, 1335 nucleotides long. RefSeq lists its product as uncharacterized. Gene Ontology annotation, biological process: proteolysis. The coding region runs from base 1 to 1335 and encodes 444 amino acids. The transcript has 8 exons. The record is from RefSeq and is a predicted model, not a curated record. Gene Ontology annotation, molecular function: aspartic-type endopeptidase activity. NCBI's taxonomy places the organism in Eukaryota, Fungi, Ascomycota, Dothideomycetes, Mycosphaerellales, Mycosphaerellaceae.